Molecule: messenger RNA, 3937 nt
Organism: Biomphalaria glabrata
Lineage: Eukaryota; Metazoa; Mollusca; Gastropoda; Planorbidae
Exons: 23
Coding region: 93-2645 (850 amino acids)
Source: RefSeq, a predicted model, not a curated record
CAGUUUCUGUAUUGAUCAACAUGGCGUUUUCUUUGGUCACCACCGUAAUCUUAUCUCAGCUGAUUCUGUUCUUAAUUGCAAUCGGGUAGAGCAUGAGUGCUGGCAAUCCAAAGGGGGAAAACUCAACAGAGAUGAGAUGUAGCUUUCAAAAAUUCAGCAAAAUUUUGAUUCGUUCAGUUCUGCUGAUUUGUAUGCAAGGAAUUCUGGAUGUGUCUUGUACCACGGGAAAGAUGUACAUCUUCGCACUUCCUCGUAUGAUUCACUUUGAGCCAAAGAUAAUCAGUUUCUUGUACGCUCUAAAGAACAGAAAAGUGGAGGUGUACUACAGCUACAAUGGCUCUGCUUCUCGUGCUCUGAUGAUACCAGCGCGUGACGUUCUCAAGUUUGAGUUUCCUAUCAACGACAUCUCGUUUCAGGAUCAGGGUCCGUGCGGUGUUUACAAGCUCCACAGCAACACUGAGUUCAUCGUGACCUUGCUGCUCUUGGACAGCGAGAUCUCUCUGGACGUCAUUCAGGUCAUACCGGUUGAAGCUUGGGUCAAGGUCUACUAUGCUGCUACGUUGACGAGGACGCCAUCUGUUCAGAUCUUUACAAACGAGGGAGUUAACUUGAUCCAGGUUUGUUUCAUGAGUUCUUUCCCUUACACUUUUCAAAUUACCUACGACUCGGUCAAGUACAUGAAGGACUCGACACUGGAGCUCCAGCUUAACGCCGAUGGAGGUUUUUCAAUCUCGGAUUGUCAUAACAAAACAGACCCAGUAGGCUCGCUUACAGGCACACGUAUUACUGGGUCAAUGCCACUCGGUGUUAUUAGCGGAAGCUGCUACGGGGCUACGAGCUCAGUCGUUUGCGACACCUUUCAGAAAAACAUUCUGGACUCUUCUCGAGACAUCGCAGCCGAUAUGCUUUUGCCCACCUCUGGUACGAAUAUCAUCACCCCACACAUCGAAGGGCGUUACAGCGGAAGUGACGUGCUCUUGGUCGCCACAGCCGAUAACACGACGGUCAACUAUACUGAUGACCCUGGACAAAAGCAGAUCAUCCUUAAGACGGACCGGUCAUCCAAGUUUGUUUCUCAGAAGUUUGGCCCGAUGAGGCUGGAAAGUGACAAGCCCAUCUACGUCUUCUUCGUGCUCGUGUCCUCUUGUUACAACACCUCUGACAAAUACGAGUGGGGUGACCCCGCCUUAACAGUGGUUUCUCCUGUUCUACACUACUAUGACUCCUAUGCUUUUAGUGUGUUUGACUGGAAUCAGUAUGAGACAAUGCACUAUAUCUCCAUCGUGAUUCAAACGCGAGCAAGAUACAGCCUCAUGAUAAACUACACGCCUCUACAAGCAAGGUACACUGGCCGUAGCGUGUUCGGGACAGUCGAUUGGUACACGCUGACCUUCCAGACCAAGCCUGGUGUCUACUACGUUCACACCGCCAACAGCGCCCCAUUCGCCGUCUUCGUGUACGGAUUCGGCCCUCAGUACGGUUACAUGUACUCGGCCAGACAGCUCUUCGCCGACCCCCCUCCGCCGACCACAGCGAGGACCACUGGUGGGGUGUCUACCCGGCCGUAUCAAACCACGACAAAUUCAAAAGUAACUGCUCCUCCUUGUGAGAAAACGGAAAUGCAUGUUAAUGAUGGGAUUGACAACGACUGUGAUGGUGUUGUGGACGAAGAGACGGCCCCUGACGAAAAAGACAACGAUAAUGAUGGAUUGGUGGAUGAAGACAUUGGGCAUUACCCUCUCAAAAGCAGAAAUGGGAGCUGGGGCGAAUGGUCUAGCUGGAUGUGUCCGUCAGAUUGUUAUUCUACACAUUACUACAGAAUAAGACUAUGUGACAAUCCACAACCGACAACGAAUGGUAAAUUUUGUGAGGGUGAAGGUAAAGAAACCCAGAAUAAGCAAUGUUUCUCUGCGCAGUCUUGUCCUUAUGACUGCCCUGACUAUACGUAUGGCUUAAACUGUGACAGCAAGUGCCCUAACUGUGAGUCACCGUGCGACAAGAAGAAUGGCUCCUGCGUACACUGUCUCCCCGGAUGGACCAACCCAAGGAUGGGGUGCAAAGACGCAUGUCCAGCGUUUACCUUUGGUGAGGGCUGCAAGGGGGAUUGUGGGAAAAAAUGUAAAAAAGAUUGCCUCCACAAGCAUAACGGACAGUGUAACGAGUGUUCUUCUAAGAGGUGGGGGAUAGAUUGCAAAGAUUCGUGCGUCAACUGUGUCACUGACUGCUCCAAGACGAACGGUGUGUGUUUCAACUGUAAACCGGGAUUCAAGAAUGGCAAUCACUCUUGCAACAUACCUUGUGAGGCGGGGGAGUUCGGCGCCGACUGCAGCCAGUCCUGUUUUGAAAAGUGUGGGGCGGACUGUGUGGAGAGAGUGGAAGGAAUAUGUCCAGAAUCAGAUACACUGCUCUACGUAUUGGUUUUGGUCAUGGCAAUAGCCCCCGUGUUUGUGGCUCUACUGUACAGAUCGUUUGGGGGCAAGAUGUCUUUAGUAGAGACCAAACCAGUGCUCAUUGUGGAGGAGAUAGAAGAGAAUUCCGUGAAUGAGAUUCACCCCGAGGAGAAAGGGGUCGUAGAGGAAGCAGAGGUCAAGUCCGCAAGUGAAACUGUGCAACCCCAGUCACAUUCAGGCACGACAAUAUAUUAAAGCGAUGCCGAUUCCUGUUGAAAAGGAGGAGCAGGAAGUGACGCCAUUAGUAGUUGCCACUUGACUCAGACAUUCCCAAAGUAAAACUCGUAUAGACGAUGUUACUGGAGCUUUUUUUUUACAUAAAAUAUGUGUUUAAAUAAGUGACACAUUUUCACUGUGAUUGUACCAUAAAGGCGUCCUGACAGAUAUAGGCUUACAAGAUGACUUGCAUCAAGGUGUGAGCGUCAAUAACAUUUUCUCUCCCCCCUCCCCCCCUUUUUUUUGUUUCACCUUGGUAUUUAUAUCCUAUAGACAACACCAGGCACUGGAGCUGUUGUCAUAACUAGUAUAGUUGACAACCUUUUAACAAAUUUUUUUUUUUGCGUCAUGGUUGACGCUUAACUCUUUCUCUCCUAACUGACGAUACCAGCGUUGAUUCCACCAGAAUGUGGUAAAUUAAAAACGGAGAGAAAGAGUUAAAGCUUUAGCACCGCGAGUGCUUAGGGACUCGAACCUCAGUGCCCCUGUUAUUAAGGACGGUUCGCACCGCACUUAAAUGUCCCCUCUUUCAAUAAUUUGUAGAUUAGAAGCGCCGUCUAUACAUUUUCAUCUCUGAUCUUAUCUUAUCUAUUACAGACGUUAUUCCAAAAAGAAGAUAAUUAAAUACUUUGCAUUUCAUGUACCGGUCUAGUCAUGCGUGUCCUCUUCUACAGACGGAGAAGUUCACCUUGGCUUAGAAUCCAAGCAGCUCAAUGAGCCCAAGUGUUGUCACCUGCUAAUUAGGAGCGGUAUAUUUACAUUGACAGUUUAUCUGUAUUUGCCACCUAUAAAAAUAGCAUAAUGGAAUAUAAAGACUAUAUUUUUUCUUUAAAGGUUGAAAUAUACAAAUUUGGUUAAGAAAUACGAUUCUCUGACAAGUGUUCUCUAUUUACGAAAUGGUGCCUAAGUAAAUAGACAAACACCCAAAAAAUAACAAUUUUGUUUCUUUUAUAGGCCAGCUCAUUUUAUAUCUUUUGACAGUACAAUAAGCAAAGAACAUAUUACACCUAUGAAUUUGUAACCUUGGGAGUGUCGAAAUGAAUAUGUCCUUUUUUGCAAGCUUAAAAAUAGAUCAUUAUUGUAUAUUUAACAUGCACCUUUAAGUGGUGAUAUUAUAUUGCCUUUGCAUAUAAAAAAAAUGUAAUGCAUUUAAUUAAUCAAAGUGAAAUCCAACUCUGAGGCUGUGAGACUGUUCUGUUUGUUAUCAUGCGGCGUGAAUAUUUCGCCAGUGUAAAAGACUGAAGUAAUAAAAUAUAUUUUUUAAAAGACAA